AUGACGCUGCGGGGCGACGGGCGGCGGCCCGACGAGAAGCUGCAGGGCGACGGGCGGCAGCCCGUCGAGGAGAAGAAUGCCUCUCGGGCGAAGGGGAUCUCUCGUCCCUUCUCCCUCCGUGCCCGCGGCGACUGUCUUGCAGAUGCCACUCCUCCUCCCAUCUCCCUCCCUGCUUGCGCUGCAGACCUGGCGAACGUGUCUCACCCCUUGCCCUUCCCGCGUAGUGCCGCCACGGAUCAGGUGAGCCAGACCCGCCAGUCUGUCGUCUAUCAUGUUGCCCAUGCCGAUCAGGCGAGCGCGACCCGCCCCCCUGCCUCCCAUCAUGGUGCUGACGCACCUCAGGCGAGCGCAACCCUCCGUUCCGCCCUCCUCCGCGCUGCCAACGCGGAUCAGGUGCUGCUGCCCUACCUGCGGACGAAGCUGCACUCUCUGUUUGCUGCCCGCCAAAGGCAGAGGCAGGCCCGCGCACUGUGGGUGGGGGAGGAAGAUGGGGGGGACGAUGGGUGGGGGGGAACGGGGGAGGAGUGGGGGCGGGGGAGGGAUGGGGGAAAUAAUGCUGGUCUGGGGCAAGGGGAUGGGGAUGGGGAUGGGUAUGGGGAUGGGUAUGGUGGGGCUAUGGGAGGUGAAGAGCGCAGUGAGAGUGGCAGCAGCCCUGGGAGCAUGGGCUCUGUUGGUUCCCUGCGUGGGCACGAACAGCUAGAUGAUGGGCUGGGGACUGAUGGAUUGAGGGACGAAACGCCAGGGGGUGAGGGUGUGGCAGCGGCCGCAGCAAGAGUUACCGACGGGCGUGCGGAGGGAGGAGCAGGAGAGGAGGAGGCGGAUGGGCAAAGGGGGCAGGUGGUGACAGGAGGGGCCACUGCUGGCAAUUCAGAUGCCAGAGGCAAUGGGGGAAGGAGGAGCAGUGCGAUUGGCAGCAGCAGGAGCAGUGCGAGGGGCAGCAGGAGGUGGCGACAGGUGCUGCGAGUGCUGCGGUGGUUGCAGCGACGGGCCGUGAGAGGGGCCGCUGCUGCGUACCCCUGGGUGCAAGCACCGUAUGAAGGCGUGUGUCUGCUUUACCAGCUGCUCUACGUCAUGGACGCCACGCCGCACUACUCGCCCAUCCUGCACCUCCUCUCCCUCUCGCUGCGCCGAGCCACUCCACAGGAGCUGGCCGAGGCAUCUUCCUCCAUCUCCACCCACCGUCAGCGAGAGUUCGAGCGCCUCCCAGGCUCACCCGCAAUAAGGGCCGUGCAAGCAGCGCUCCUGAAAGCCCUCUACUUCACCAUGGACUAUGCCCAGACGUCUGUCAUCGCUGCGGUCUUUGCCUUCAAGAUGGCCGAGUGGUGGUACCAGACAGGCGAGCAGAAGCUCAGUGCUCCCACUGUGUACCCUCCGCCACCACCCCCCCCACCUCCCAAGGUGACCCCUGCAGGCAUCCCCGUGCCUGCUGAUCGCUCCCUGUGUCCGCUCUGCCUCUGCCGUCGCACCAACCCCACCGCCCCUGCCACCUCCGGCUUCAUCUUCUGCUACCCCUGCAUCUUUGCCUACGUGGACAAG
Messenger RNA from Closterium sp. NIES-65, 1536 nucleotides. NCBI's taxonomy places the organism in Eukaryota, Viridiplantae, Streptophyta, Zygnematophyceae, Desmidiales, Closteriaceae. The record is from the annotation of a GenBank genome assembly.